Molecule: messenger RNA, 4575 nt
Organism: Oncorhynchus kisutch (coho salmon)
Lineage: Eukaryota; Metazoa; Chordata; Actinopteri; Salmoniformes; Salmonidae
Product: protein DDI1 homolog 2
Exons: 10
Coding region: 307-1548 (413 amino acids)
Biological process (GO): proteolysis
Molecular function (GO): aspartic-type endopeptidase activity
Source: RefSeq, a predicted model, not a curated record
UCCAGAACUUAAAAGCGUAAUGCACGCAGCCCUGGUUCAGGAUACAUAAAAUAACCAGAGUGCCUAUUUAGUAGUAUUUGAGGAGACGAAACGUCAUACAUUUAUCUACGUAGCUAGCGCCCGUGAAUAUUUCAUGUUAGAUUAUCUUUAUUGAGUUUUGCUGAAACAGAAGUUUGUGUGCUCACAACGAUACUGAAAUUAGCUAACUUUGCUAGUUAGCACGCUAACGUUAGCUAGCUAGUAGUAGUGUCAACAAACUGAGAGUGACUUUACGUUAACGGGUUCAAGUAACUGCACAAAAGCGCGAUGCUGGUAACCGUUUUCUGCUGCCCCAAUGACCAUUCGGAAAUCACAUUUGCACUCGAUGUCUCUCCAGAGCUUGAACUCAGAGAUUUUGUUGCUCUGUGUGAAUUAGAAUCAGGAAUCCCUGCUGGUGAAAUUCAGAUCACAUAUGCAGAGCAGCCCCUAAAAGAUCUGACCUGUGCUUUAGGGACUUAUGGUCUGAAGGAUGGCGAUGUGGUGGUGCUCAGACAGGUAGAAAGACGGCAACCGCCAGCACAACCAGUCUUCCCAGGUCUGCCCCGUAUUGACUUCAGUUCCAUCGCAGUCCCUGGCACCUCUUCUGGUUCCAGUCAACGGUCCACCCGUAGACAGCAGCAACAGGCCCCGACCCCACAGCAGCAGUGCCCUCCACCCCCUGCUGCACCCCCAUCCCUAUUGGGCUCCACCUCCUCUCCUCCGGGUCUGGAUGACCCCGCCUUACUGCAGCAGAUGCUCUUGGCCAAUCCACACGAACUGUCGCUGCUCAAGGAGCGCAAUCCGCCAUUGGCUGAGGCCCUGUUGAGUGGAGACCUGGAGCGUUUCACCAAAGUGCUGUUGGAGCAGCAGCAGGAUCGAGCUCGCAGAGAGCAAGAGAGGAUCCGGCUUCUGACUGCCGACCCAUUUGACAUGGAGGCCCAGGCCAAGAUAGAAGAGGACAUCAGGCAGCACAAUGUUGAGGAAAACAUGACCAUUGCGAUGGAGGAGGCCCCAGAGAGCUUUGGCCAGGUGGUUAUGCUCUACAUCGACUGUAUAGUGAACGGAUACCAUGUGAAAGCUUUUGUUGACUCAGGGGCGCAGAUGACCAUCAUGAGUCAGGCGUGUGCUAAGCGCUGUAACAUCAUGCGCCUGGUGGACCGACGCUGGGCCGGCAUCGCCAAGGGAGUGGGCACCCAGAAGAUCAUUGGCAGAGUCCACUUGGCUCAGGUCCAGAUAGAAGGGGACUUCCUGCCUUGCUCCUUUUCCAUCUUGGAGGACCAGCCUAUGGACAUGCUGCUUGGACUGGACAUGCUCAAGAGACAUCAGUGUUCUAUUGACUUGAAGAAGAACACGCUACUGAUCGGGACGACGGGCACUGAGACCCGCUUUCUGCCCGAGGCGGAGCUGCCAGAGUGUGCCCGACUGGCGUACGGGCCGGAGGGCCCAGAGGACGCCCAGCCAGACGAGAUCGCAGACAGAGAGCUGGCGGAGGCACUUCAGAGAUCUGUUCAGGAGAGCGGACAGCACUGAUGCAUUUGGAGAGACAGCUGGAGUCAACCCUUCCAACCAGAAGCUGGCAUGGACAAAAACGAUGCAUGUUGUGUGCAUGAGUGUUUUGGUCCAUAGCAUGUUUCAAUUGUUGAACAGUACUGUUUAACUCUCAAACUGGUCCCUACCAUCAAACACUGCAGAUGGACAAACUACCUCACCGGAAUCCCCACCAUUCCCAAUGCCCAAACCCCUGAACAACAUGCCCCUGUCCCCUUCCCCCGGCCAUCCCCAGAGCCUUUUCCUGGACCGCUCCCAGUCUGCUCCAGCCUACAUGCGCCAGGCUGGGGCCCCAACACCAGGACCGAGCCAGAGCCAAACAGAUCCUGGCUUCCAGGGUCUCCCCAUCCCGGGACCCUCAUCCCAGGUCCAGAACACAGCACCUACAGCCCAACAGUCUCCUCUCUCAAGCCCCAGCCCUACCAACCCCACCCAGCCCCUCCUUUCCACCAUCACCACUCCCCUGGCUCUGUCCACAUGCUCCCUUCCUGCAGACAAGAUGGUGACUGGGACUCCCACCUUGGGAGAUUCAGCCAGUCAGAUCCCUUCAGCCACAGAGAUUGGGUGUGCCUCUGAGAAGGCAGGGAACAGCUCAGUGUUCCCCCACCCAAAGGAAAGCCUUACCACUCAGCCCAUGGAGCAGGAGGAGGACAUGUCAGACACCAUUACAGAUCACUGGACCUGUCUGAGUACCCCACAUCAGCAGAGUGAAGGGGGUUCCCAAUAUCCCCACCAGCCCGUCUCUAAUCCCUCAUCACUCACACUAGAACCCUGUCCUUUUGGAUCCACCUCUACAGAGAUCAAGUCUCCCCCUGCCUCCUCCCAGAACACUGUGCCAUUAGAGAGGGACCAGCCAGAGGGGAAGCACUGUUCCUACUCAGACCAGAUCCCAUCUCUAGCUCAGGCCCUGCUGGAGCUCCAUGAGCUGCUGGUGUCUAACAGCCGUAGCCUCUCCCCUCAGGACCGCAGUGCCUCCUGCUCCCCCUCACACAGACAGAACGCUGACGGACUGGACGACAACCACAACCCCACCGUAGAGCCCCUCACACCUGAAAACAGCACCCAACCCUCCCCCUCUACUGCCAUUACAGCUGGUGCAGAACCAUGUGAUGCCAAAGCCAACCACCCUGCUGCUGUGUCUAACAGAGGAUCUCCUCCUGACUGUGUCCUGCCAGGCUCCUCUGAGCAGAGCCUGGAGACCAGGACCGAGGCUGAACCAGGAGAGGGACACGGGGAACCAGAACCACAGUGUCCAAACAGCUCCUGGUGGGAAAGGAGGGCAGAUGGGUAUGGGCUAGAUAACAGUAAAAGCAAAGGGACUGUGUCUGAAGCCAAAGGCCCCUCUUCACUUCAAGCAGACCUGGUGUUUAGGGAGCCCCCUGAGGGGCAGCAGGGGAGGGGUGUGGCAGAUGGGAGAGCCUCUGGCAAUGACAACCCUAACACACUCAACCUCCAACCUGACACAACACAGCAGAGCCCCCUGUCCAUGGCUGCUGGCUUACCUGGGGAGGAGUCUGGCGUUUCGCCCCGCGCUUCACCUCUUCCUCAGGCCCUGGACCACCCCUCCUCAGCCCCUCUCAUGUCUGCUCCACGUCUCUUUACCGAUGAUCACAUCCAAAGGAUCCAGGCAGCUGGCUUCUCUGCCCGGGAGGCUGCGGAGGCACUGGAACAGGCCCAGGGCAGUGUGGAGCUGGCUCUGCUGGCACUACUGGCCCGCAAGAUCACUGUGCCCACCUAGACACUCACAACAUUGCAAUCAUGUAAGUCCUAGCCUCUGUCAACAUGGGUUUGAUUUGUGCUCUUGUCUUAUUGUUGAUGGUGACAUCUGAAUUCCCUGGCCUCACAGCUACUUCAUGCUGAAGGGGAAAUGCUGUCAGUCUCUUGGUUUCUCACAGACCAUACAACCAACUGUUAUUUGUUAUGGAUUUAGCUGAUAUGAUCUGAGGUGUGUUUGAUUUGGUGCCUCAGAAGAAACAUGUUUUUAUGUAUUUUAUAGAUGGGCUUUAGUAGAUUGAUUUCCUUUACCCCCCCCAACUCCGUAUAUACAUAUUUCAUUAUAAACACUAUUGAAUUGCCCCAAUCAUUUAGGUAAAUGUUUACAGUUGUGUGUGAAAUAGCAUUUUAUAAAGGGCUGAAGAUGAGUUAAAAUGUCAGGUUUGUGAAGAGUAUUAUUGAUGAGCCAAACAAUUAAUGGGUUUUAAAUUAAUGUUAGAUUUUUAUUUUUUUUACUCAGAUUCUGCUAAUAAAACCCACCAGACCGUCAACUUAUUGCACUGGAAAUAGCUCAAUUUAAGAAGCAUUGCUAACGGGUGAUCUUUGCCUUCUUCUGCCAAUGUUAUCAUGUUGUAAUAUGACAUUCAGUCAAGUCAUUAUUGCCAAUCCUGAGGAACUUGAUGGUGGUUUUAAUUUUUAAACGUCUUGCAUGAAGAAGAAGAAAAAUCAGGCAGCACUAUUUUUCAAAUGACCCUUUUAUUUUUCUCAUUCCUUUGAUUUAUAGAGGAACGUCAAAAUAGAUGACAUAUUCAGCAAAGUUGUAAACCACACGUUGAAUUUUUCUGAAAAAUGUCAGUGUGUGAUUGUGAAGGAUAAAGAGGUCUUCAAAUAUAACAGCACGUGUAAUGGGGAUGUCUGGAAAUGUGUUUUCUAAGUUAUAAAAGGGUUUUGGAGUUUCCUGUUCAGUAUACCUUGGUUUGUUUCAGAUAUCUAUCAUGCAUUAGAAUUACUCCCUCCCCCAUCAACUGGUAAUCUCUCCCACAGUCCAAGUCUACCCUAUCCAGCCGACUGAUUUAUUUGCUCAGUCAUUCAUGAAUCCAUUGUAUAUUUUUUAAGUUGUAUUAUUUGGGUCAUAUUCAUAUACCAACAACAUUGAGGCAGGUUAAAUGAUUUAGUUAUCUUGUACUCCAUUUUAAACUCUAAGGUAAAACUGGUUCUUUGUAUUGUAUGUGUGGGGUUUGGGAUAUUUCUAGGGAAUGGGUGUUAAGGAUUGUAAUAAAAGCCAUGUUUUUCUAA